AUGCCUACCGAAUCCAUUAGUAACAGUCGCACAGAUGUCAAGCACUCCAGCCCCAUCCCCAUCGGCGGUAACGCCCCCAACCGCCGCCGAGCCCCCUCCUUUUCGUCUUCAGAGGGCUCCCCAACCUCUCCCCAGAGCCUCCAAACACCUCUCUCACCAUCGCCCCCACGGGUUGCUACCUCUCCAUCGGCCUCUCCCAUCUUGUCCUACUUCAUGAGCGCAUCUCCUACCAAGCUGAACCCCACUUUCCCCUUCCGCCGCCCCUUUGGCGCCCCGCCUGUUCUUGAGGAUGACGAAAGCCUCGACGCAGACACACUCCCCACAUUCCAUGGGCGCAGCGCGUCUGCAACCUGGACUACCGUCCCCCCUCGCUUCCCCCAGCCCUCUUCGCCGCCCAUCAUCCCUAUCCCUGAGGCUCAACAGUCCCAGCAACAGCGUGGCACGGGCGUCCUGCGUCGUCUUUCUCUAAGCAGCGGUUUCGGCAGAGUGUGUAUCCCUCUCGCGUACCCUACUCCUGACUCCCCUGAAAUGGCUCGCUCAUCGCCCUAUCAGCCGAACCUUAUGUCGCUCAACCGCCCUCAGUCGCCCCCACGUCCGGGCACACCACCCCCGAGCGCGGUGAACAUGGCCCCUCAGAACGGUGGGCUGUCCGCAGCGUCUCCCGGGCGCAAGCCUCGUCGCGCUACGACACUUGGCGUGCGCCCAGCCGACUCAAAGACCCGACGUGCGCCGUCACCAAUGGGCGAGCGCAUCUUGAAGGGCCACUUUGAUGGCUUCAAUUGA
This is a messenger RNA of Heterobasidion irregulare TC 32-1, 783 nucleotides long. RefSeq lists its product as uncharacterized. The coding region runs from base 1 to 783 and encodes 260 amino acids. The transcript has 2 exons. The record is from RefSeq and is a predicted model, not a curated record. NCBI's taxonomy places the organism in Eukaryota, Fungi, Basidiomycota, Agaricomycetes, Russulales, Bondarzewiaceae.